Molecule: messenger RNA, 279 nt
Organism: Sclerotinia borealis F-4128
Lineage: Eukaryota; Fungi; Ascomycota; Leotiomycetes; Helotiales; Sclerotiniaceae
Source: the annotation of a GenBank genome assembly
AUGCAAUUCACCACCACCACAAUUUUCGCCGUCCUCAGUGCUCUCGUAGCCGCUUCUCCUCUCCAACCACGCCGAUCUGGCCUCUGCAGUUCUGCUCUUGAUACUGCCCUAUGCUGUGACGUUAGCGUUGCUGGUGUUGCCAAUUUGAAUUGUGCUGCUCCAUCGACCACUCCAACCACCCUUGCAACUUUCCAGGCUAUUUGUGCUACAGGUGGUCAGCAAGCUUCAUGCUGUGUACUUCCGCUUGCUGGUGAAGCAUUGCUUUGCACUGCUCCAUAG